This is a messenger RNA of Medicago truncatula (barrel medic), 1540 nucleotides long. RefSeq names its product ADP,ATP carrier protein 1, mitochondrial. Gene Ontology annotation, biological process: mitochondrial ADP transmembrane transport; mitochondrial ATP transmembrane transport. The transcript has 4 exons. Gene Ontology annotation, molecular function: ATP:ADP antiporter activity. Gene Ontology annotation, cellular component: mitochondrial inner membrane. The record is from RefSeq and is a predicted model, not a curated record. NCBI's taxonomy places the organism in Eukaryota, Viridiplantae, Streptophyta, Magnoliopsida, Fabales, Fabaceae. Bases 165 to 1262 code for a protein of 365 amino acids.
UUGAGUGGGUUGGGUUCACAUCACACAGUUAAAAACCACUGUUUUCACGUUAUUUGACUCUCUCUCAGCCCCAAAGCACUUGGUUCCACCUGCGGCAUUUGCCAAAGUCUCCAACAAACUCGCGCAGCCACCAACGCUCCUUUUCAUUUCCUAGGAAAGUCACCAUGGUUGAUCAGGUUCAGCGCCCUAACCUCGUUCAGAAUGUUGCACGCCAGACCGGUCUUUCUAUGUACCAAAAGAGGUCAUUUGGGAGUUACUCCAACCCUGCAUUUCAGUAUCCAAUGAUGCCAGCAUGUAAUGCUGCAACAACAGCUUCCCCUAUCUUUGUUGCAGCUCCUGCUGAGAAAGGAAACUUUCUUGUUGACUUUCUCAUGGGUGGAGUUUCAGCUGCUGUUUCAAAAACCGCCGCUGCUCCCAUUGAACGAAUUAAGCUUUUGAUCCAAAACCAGGAUGAGAUGAUUAAAGCUGGUAGACUUUCUGAGCCCUAUAAGGGAAUCGGUGACUGUUUUAAGCGAACAACAGCUGAGGAAGGUGUUGUUGCCCUAUGGAGAGGUAACACCGCAAAUGUCAUCCGUUAUUUCCCUACUCAGGCUUUGAACUUUGCAUUCAAGGACUACUUCAAGAGGCUUUUCAAUUUCAAGAAGGACAAGGAUGGUUACUGGAAAUGGUUUGCUGGAAACUUGGCCUCAGGAGGUGCUGCUGGUGCUUCAUCCCUUUUCUUCGUCUACUCCCUUGACUAUGCUCGUACCCGUCUAGCAAAUGACGCAAAGGCUGCAAAGAAAGGUGCUGGAGGAAGACAAUUCAAUGGUCUUAUUGAUGUCUACAAGAAGACACUGGCAACUGAUGGUAUUGCUGGCCUUUACCGUGGUUUCAAUAUCUCUUGUGUCGGAAUCAUUGUGUAUCGUGGUCUCUACUUUGGAAUGUAUGAUUCCCUAAAGCCAGUUCUCCUUACUGGAUCUCUGCAGGAUAGUUUCUUUGCUAGCUUUGGUCUUGGAUGGCUCAUCACCAAUGGUGCAGGUCUAGCAUCUUACCCAAUUGACACAGUUAGGAGAAGAAUGAUGAUGACAUCUGGAGAAGCUGUCAAGUACAAGAGCUCCUUCGAUGCAUUCCAACAAAUCCUCAAGAAUGAGGGCGCUAAGUCCUUGUUUAAGGGAGCUGGUGCUAACAUCCUCCGUGCCGUCGCUGGUGCUGGUGUGCUCGCUGGUUACGACAAGUUACAGGUCAUAAUGCUCGGCAAGAAGUACGGAUCCGGUGGUGCUUAAUUCUUUUUUUCGGCCUCUGAUUCAUAUUUUUGUUCUGGAUGUUGAUGAAAAUAAAUUUAGUUUUGAGAAUUGACCAAGUAUUGCGGAAAAUUUUGUUCAAUAAUUAGUACUAAGUGAUCCUAUACCCUUUUCUUUGGAUCGGAAUAUUUGAUAUUUCUAGGUUGAUUUAUUUGAAUGACAAGAAAAUAUGUCAUAUUGAAUUCCAUUUUGUUUGAUUUGAGUUUCUGUGAGAUACUCUAUUUUUUAUUCUAUUUUACUGUUUCAGGUAUUAAAAUGCA